Molecule: messenger RNA, 1789 nt
Organism: Arachis ipaensis
Lineage: Eukaryota; Viridiplantae; Streptophyta; Magnoliopsida; Fabales; Fabaceae
Gene: ELM1
Product: fission ELM1-like protein (DUF1022)
Biological process (GO): mitochondrial fission
Cellular component (GO): mitochondrial outer membrane
Source: RefSeq, a predicted model, not a curated record
AUAUUAUGAAUCGCCAGUUAGCGACCCAAAAAAGGAAACACAGAAUCAGCAGAGUUGGUUUUGCUUGUCAUUUACGAAAUACGAGCAAAGUAAUUAACAAACCGAGGGGAAGUGAAAGUGAAAUUGUGUAGACUUGAAGGACAAAACCUUUUUCUUCAUUCAUUCAUUCUUCUUCUUCGAAUUUGAGUGUGGGAUGCUUUGGAAGAUUCAAUGAAUGGAAUGAAAUCAGCGUGGAUGAGGCCAAUUCAGCUUCCUGAGCCGCCAAGCCCCACCGCCCCCAGGUCUACUCCCGACGUCUUUGAUUCCGCCAUCAUCGUCCGCCGCGCCGUCGUCAUCGGCAACGGUUUCCCUUCCUCUGAGAAUCAGUCCCUCGGAUUGGUUCGAGCCCUUGGUCUCUCUGAUAACCACCUCUUCUAUCGUGUGACGAGGCCCAAGGGUGGAAUCAACGAGUUGCUUCAAUGGCUUCCGGUGUCUCUCCACAAGAAGAUCGAUUAUAUCAUAAGGAUAUUCCGUGCUUGCUCCCAACUUGUCUUCAAAUCUCAUCUACAACACGCCAAGCUUGGUCGAAAUGGUUUCAGUGACUCUGCUGCUGAAGGAUUGUUGGCGGUUCUAGAGGCUGAUGUCAAGCACAUAGUCAAUUUGGCUCGUGAUUCUUUUGAAAAGGAGGGACCGUUGUUGGUGGUUGCAUCUGGAAGGGACACCAUUUCUACUGCAAGUUCGAUAAAACGUUUGGCAUCUGAGAGUGUUUUUGUCGUUCAGAUACAACAUCCAAGGGUGCAUUUGCACAGAUUUGACAUGGUGAUUACACCUCGUCAUGAUUAUUAUCCAUUGACUCCACAAGCACAGAAACAAGUUCCUAGGGUUCUUCGAAGGUGGAUAACUCCACGCGAGCCUGCAGAUAGUCAUGUGGUUCUUACCGUGGGAGCCCUACAUCAAAUAGAUUUUGCUUCACUCCGUAAUGCUGCCAUUACAUGGCAUGAUGUGUUUGCCAGUGUUCCUAAGCCCUUGCUUGUAGUCAACAUUGGAGGACCAACAAGAAACUGUCGAUAUGGUGUUGAUCUUGCAAAGCAGUUAGCAGCCUCUUUGCUUAAUGUCCUUGCUAGUUGCGGGAGUGUGAGAAUAUCCUUUUCAGAGAGAACACCACAAAAGGUGUCAGAUACUAUAUUGAAGGAACUUGGGGGUAAUCCCAAAGUUCAUAUUUGGGAUGGACAAGAACCAAACCCACAUUUGGGGCAUCUAGCUUGGGCAGAUGCGUUUGUUGUCACAGCAGAUUCUGUGAGCAUGAUAAGUGAAGCUUGCAGCACUGGGAAGCCUGUUUAUGUUAUCGGAGCUGAGAGGUGCAAAUGGAAGUUCACAGAAUUCCACAAAUCAUUGAGAGAAAGAGGGGUUGUCAGGCCUUUUACGGGUUCAGAAGAUAUAUCAGAAAGUUGGAGCUAUCCGCCCCUGAAUGACACUGCUGAUGCAGCUAAAAAGGUCUGUGAAUCGCUUGCUGCACGAGGGUGGAAACUGAAGACAUAGAGUACAUUUCUUAGUGGACAUGAUACUAAAUUUUGUUAUAUUUUUUUUUAAGGGUAGGAACCCCUUGUCGUUCGUAAGGAAAUUCCUGAACAUAUGCCUUUUAUAGCACAAAUAGGAAACGUUGAUGGGAUGUUUAUACUGUAUUCUUUUGAGUUUCGACCAUGUCAAUUUUUGAGGAUAUAAUGUAAAGUACGGAUUGCUGUAUGAUUGCAGCUUGUAAAAUGAGAAGAGGAUGUUGGCAUACGUGUAUGCCAAAAUGGCAUUUUAUUCA